UAAAAUGUCUCAAUUUUGUACAUCAAGCUUUUGGGAUUGGGACAUAUCAUGGAAUUCCCAAACGUUCCCUGAUUUUACCAUUUGUUUUGAGGAAACAGUGCUUACAGUUAUUCCAUGUUUAAUAUUAUUAAUCAUAUCGUGUUUAGAAAUUCCCAAAUAUUGUACUGAAUUAACUGAACCCCCACUUCCAUACACUACUAUUUUGUUAACAAAAUUUGGUUUAACCAUUGCAUUAAUUCUCAUAAAUUUAAUAGAUUUAUUGAACAAUUUGUUAAAUUAUUUUAAUGGAGAUCCUUCUCUAUAUUUUAUAUCAAUUAUUAAAAUAUUAACUUUUUCAUAUGUUAUUAUUUUACAAAAUUAUCACCGAAAACAUCGCAUAUAUUCUUCUGGUGUCUUAUUUAUAUUUUGGAUCUUAUAUUCAAUUGCGUCAGUCUUUAACUUCAGAACAAUAUAUACUAUUAUUUUUGAAAAUGAAUCUGGUUACGACUCUGCGAUCAAUGAAAUUACAUUCGUAACAAAAAUGUUAAGUUUUCCUAUAGUUAUAAUGCAACUUAUAUUUUCAUGUGUUGCUGAAUUGGAUCCAUAUUAUGAAAAAAAAUUUAUGUCCUGA
Oppia nitens is the source of this 610-nucleotide messenger RNA. RefSeq names its product multidrug resistance-associated protein 1-like. The transcript is spliced from 6 exons. The coding region runs from base 5 to 610 and encodes 201 amino acids. NCBI's taxonomy places the organism in Eukaryota, Metazoa, Arthropoda, Arachnida, Sarcoptiformes, Oppiidae. The record is from RefSeq and is a predicted model, not a curated record.